AUGGAGAAAGUUCUGUUCAUCAUAGCCGCAACAGGGCUCUGUGCCGUCACCUCCAAACAUUACUACCAGUUUGUUUAUGAGCUGAAGAACUGGACUGAAGCGCUGAGUUACUGCAGGGACAAAUACACAGACCUGGCUGCUGUAGACGACAUGCAGGAUGUGCAGACGCUGAACGACAUGGUGGACGUGAGCAAAAUGAGCAUCAUGGAGAACGCCUACCGAGCCUGGAUCGGGCUGUAUGAUGACAUCAAUGGCUGGAGGUGGUCAAUGUCAGAAACCAGUGAGGCUGAGUUCAGAAACUGGUCACCUUGGCAACCAGACAACGUAAUGAGUAAAGAAUUCUGCGUACUGAUGCUUGAUGGACUGUGGUUUGAUUAUCCUUGUGAGAGUUUCUACAGAUUCGUCUGCUCUGAUAACAGAGGGUCGACUAUGACAUUUGUCUACAUUGACAAUCUCAUGACGUGGACGGAGGCCCAGAGCUACUGCAGACUUCGUUACACAGACCUGGCCAGUGUGAGGAACAUGACAGAGAACCAGAAGAUAGAUGAGGUGGUACCUGCAGGGGUGAAGGUGUGGAUCGGCCUUUUCAGAGAUUCCUGGAAGUGGACAAAUGGAAGUAACUCCUCAUUAAGAUAUUGGACAGUUAUUGAACCUAACAAUCUGAUGGGACACGAGUCUUGUGUGGCAGCAAACUUUUUACUAAAUGCAAAAUGGGAGGACUGGACCUGUGACUCCAUGAAAGAAUUUGUUUGCUACAUUGCGCCUGUUUACAAGCAAGUGGUGAGAGUGAAUCUGAUAAACUCCAGUCCUGAUCUGACCCACCCUGAUGUGAUGGAAGCCAUGCUGAACCAGAUCAAACAGAAGCUGAAGGAGCAGGGAGUACAGGGAGACAUCAAACUGAGCUGGAGGAAGCAGUCCGAUGGAUCGGUCUUCCAAAAGGAUGACGAGGAAACGAAGAAGAAGAGCAUCGUCUGAAAGUUUCAGGCUCUAUUGUGAAAUGUUAUCAUAUUAUUCUGUACUUUGUGUGAAAAACUCAAAUAAAGCAAAUCAUACAAAUCUUAUUUCAGAGAACUUUAUGAAUAGAAAACUAUAAAGAUUGUUGUGAUUACUGUCACUGAGUAAGGCUUUACCUAGUUUCAGAUGUUAGUCAUACCUUUUAACACUUGGACUUGAAGCUACAGCAGGUUUGUUGGGGAUUUGGGGAUAGGACGCUCUGUAAUUAUAAUAUUUUUUGCAGCAUCUGUCAGCUCAGACCGCUUUGAUGAAAAUGUGGUGGUAGGUCAUCAUUUAAUGUAUUUUUUUCUUUUGCUGUUUUCUUUUUGCUUGAGUUAUUGAUUUCGAAUAUUCAACUUUACGUAUCUUUUCAAAUAACCAAAGUCUUUAUUUUAAAGUCGUGACUGAUUGUUGCAACAAAGUGAGCAGAAGUGAUUAAGCAAUGGAAACGGCCUGUCUGUGCAAACAUUAGAUGCUCUUUGAAUCAGACUGAAUCAGCUGCAUUUCUGUUUUAUGCUUUACUCAACUUUUAAAUAAAGAUUAUGUGUGAGAAUAUUGAUGCUUAUACAACUGUUUGAGGAGAUAAUAAAGAAGU
Haplochromis burtoni (Burton's mouthbrooder) is the source of this 1588-nucleotide messenger RNA. Its product is annotated as macrophage mannose receptor 1. The coding region runs from base 1 to 975 and encodes 324 amino acids. NCBI's taxonomy places the organism in Eukaryota, Metazoa, Chordata, Actinopteri, Cichliformes, Cichlidae. The record is from RefSeq and is a predicted model, not a curated record. The transcript has 6 exons.